This is a messenger RNA of Ectocarpus siliculosus, 1072 nucleotides long. Lineage: Eukaryota; Phaeophyceae; Ectocarpales; Ectocarpaceae. The record is from the annotation of a GenBank genome assembly.
AUGACCCGCUACAUCCCGGCGGGCGUCCUGCCGUUCCCGAAGCUCGAGGAGAAGUGGCGCAGCAGCAACGUUUCCUACGGCGUUCUGGUGCAGCCAUCGUUUCUGAGAGUGGACAACAGCUACCUCGUGCGACAGCUGCGCAAACACCCGUGGCUUCGGGGGGUCAUCGUCGUCACGAACGCGGACGGGACGCUGGACUCCGAGGCCGUGAGCCCGCCGUUGCUCGAGGACAUGCACAGGGUCGGCGUCCGCGGUGUCCGCCUGAACCUUCUCAAGAAGUCCGAGGAGGACAUGACGCGCCUCAACGCCGCCAUGAACGUGGAAACGGGAGAUGACGGUUUCGUGAAUCUGUGGGCGUUUAUCAAGGAGCACGACUGGCAUAUCGAGGCGCAGCAGGAGAGCGACGGUUGGGUCGACCUCAUCGAAACCCUCGUCGGCACCGGCUGCAGAAUUGUCGUCGACCACUUCUCGCGGCCUGACCCUGCUCUUAACCUGGAGGACCCGGGCUGGCGAGCUGUCCUACGAGCCGCCAGAGACAACGACAACAUUUACAUGAAGGUCACGGGGACGUACAGGCUCGGCGUCUGCCCGGAGAUUCUCGCCGGGAUGGCGCAAAUCGCGAGGGAGAGCUUCGGCAUCGAGCGUCUCCUCUGGGGCUCCGACUACCCCCACACCGGGUGCGCCGGCCCGGACAUCCGCCACUGCGAGGACAGCCAGGACUACGCGGCGCUGCUGCAGACUGUUCGCGACUGGUACCCCGACGAGGAGGAUCAGAAGAGAGUGCUCUACUCCAACGCCGCCAGGGUGUUCUCGUUCCCGUCGCUCAAUUGUUGAAACGACCGGGUUGUUGUUGGGUUGCCGGGCGAGGGGGAGGGGCCCACAGUAUUUUUGAUUAGUAGUGCAGGUUGAGUAUUUAUUUAUUGAGUAUUUAUUUAGUGCCGGGUGGCCUGAGUGGUGCCGAUGAAGCUGGCUCGGCAGGGACCGACUCCGUAGCGAUGCCACCCGCACGGACUGCCUAUAGCGCCGUUUUUGACGCUACGGCCACAUGGUGCGGUGUGUUUUGUGUUGGAUG